Ochotona princeps (American pika) is the source of this 1442-nucleotide messenger RNA. RefSeq names its product actin like 7A (gene ACTL7A). Gene Ontology annotation, cellular component: cytoplasm; nucleus. Bases 1 to 1314 code for a protein of 437 amino acids. The record is from RefSeq and is a predicted model, not a curated record. The transcript has a single exon. NCBI's taxonomy places the organism in Eukaryota, Metazoa, Chordata, Mammalia, Lagomorpha, Ochotonidae.
AUGGCACUGGACAGCGUGUGGGCUCCACAGAGAGUAAACAUAGGCGAUGGGCCCAGCAAGAAAGCAGGAGACCUGCAGACACAGCUCCUCCCGACAGGUUCCCCCAAGCAGGGCCCAGCCAGGCGGGCCAUGCGGGUCGGCCAGAACAGUUCAGAGCCAGAAGAGCCUACUAAGUCAACAGUGGCCGAGAGCAGGUCCAAGGUCGGGGUGACCAAAGCUGUGGUCGUGGACCUUGGCACUGGUUACUGUAAAUGCGGCUUUGCUGGCCUGCCGAAGCCUACCCACAAGAUCUCGACCACAGUGGGCAAACCCUACAUGGAGACAGCCAAGACAGGGGACAAUCGCAAGGAGACAUUCGUGGGGCAGGAGCUCUCCACCCCAAAGGUGCGUCUCAGGCUCGUUAACCCCCUGCGCCACGGCAUCAUCGUGGACUGGGACACGGUGCAGGACAUCUGGGAGUAUCUCUUCCGGCAGGAGAUGAAGAUUGCCCCUGAGGAGCAUGCAGUCUUGGUUUCAGACCCGCCGCUGAGCCCUCAUACCAACAGAGAGAAGUAUGCUGAAAUGCUGUUCGAGACCUUCAACACCCCUGCUAUGCACAUUGCCUACCAGUCCCGCCUGUCCAUGUACUCGUACGGGCGGACCUCUGGCCUGGUUGUGGAGGUGGGCCAUGGAGUGUCCUAUGUGGUCCCCAUCUACGAGGGGUACCCUCUUCCCAGCAUCACUGGCAGGCUGGACUAUGCAGGCUCUGAUCUGACCACCUAUUUGAUGAGCCUGCUGAACAACGCUGGGAAAUACUUCGGUGAGGACCAGAUGUGCAUCGUGGAGGACAUCAAGAAGAAGUGCUGCUUUGUAGCCCUGGAUCCCAUUGAGGAGAAGAAAGUCCCUCCCACGGAGCAUGCUAUCCAGUACACGUUGCCCGACGGCAAGGAGAUCUACCUGUACCAGGAGCGGUUCCUCUGCUCCGAGAUGUUCUUCAAACCAUCCCUCAUCAAGUCCAUGCAGCUGGGCCUUCACACCCAGACGGUGUCGUGCCUUAACAAGUGCGAUAUUGCCCUCAAGCGGGACCUCAUGGGGAACAUCCUGCUCUGUGGGGGCAGCACCAUGCUCAGCGGCUUCCCCAACCGGCUGCAGAAGGAGCUCAGCAGUAUGUGUCCCAAUGACGUCCCACAGGUCAAUGUGCUGCCUGAGAGAGACACCGCCGUGUGGACCGGAGGCUCCAUCCUGGCCUCGCUGCAGGGCUUCCAGCCCUUGUGGGUACACCGCUCCGAGUAUGAGGAGCACGGGCCCUUUUUUCUCUACCGAAGGUGCUUCUGAACCCUGACCAGGCAGGGCCACAGCAGCAGCCACAUGGCAGCUUUGGUGGGUGAACACCCACCCUACGUGCAGGGAGCUGGGCCAGAGCACUCCUUCCUGUAGCAUUAAACAGCCCUCAUGUUCCCUUC